Molecule: messenger RNA, 1328 nt
Organism: Macaca mulatta (Rhesus monkey)
Lineage: Eukaryota; Metazoa; Chordata; Mammalia; Primates; Cercopithecidae
Gene: CALR3
Product: calreticulin 3
Biological process (GO): protein folding; ERAD pathway
Cellular component (GO): endoplasmic reticulum membrane; endoplasmic reticulum
Molecular function (GO): calcium ion binding
Source: RefSeq, a predicted model, not a curated record
CUGAAGAGCCGCAGAGAGCGCCGGGAGCUAAGGGGCGGUGGCGACCGGAAGCGCAGUGCAAACCCCCAUGGCCGGGGUUCGGGUGCCCCUCUGGGGCAUCUGCAUGCUGCGAGUGGCGCUGGCUACCGUCUAUUUCCAAGAGGAAUUUCUAGACGGAGAGCAUUGGAGAAACCGAUGGGUGCAGUCCACCAAUGACUCCCGAUUUGGGCAUUUUAGACUUUCGUCGGGGAAGUUUUAUGGUCAUAAAGAGAAAGAUAAAGGUCUGCAGACCACUCAGAAUGGCCGAUUCUAUGCCAUCUCUGCACGCUUCAAACCAUUCAGCAAUAAAGGGAAAACUCUGGUCAUUCAGUACACAGUGAAACAUGAGCAGAAGAUGGACUGUGGAGGGGGCUACAUUAAGGUCUUUCCUGCAGAUGUUGACCAGAAGAACCUGAAUGGAAAAUCGCAGUACUAUAUUAUGUUUGGACCCGAUAUUUGUGGAUUUGAUAUCAAGAAAGUUCAUGUUAUUUUACAUUUCAAGAAUCAGUAUCACGAAAACAAGAAACUGAUCAGGUGUAAGGUUGAUGGCUUCACACACCUCUACACUCUAAUUUUAAGACCAGAUCUUUCUUACGACGUGAAAAUUGAUGGUCAGUCAAUUGAAUCCGGCAGCAUAGAGUACGACUGGAACUUAACAUCACUGAAGAAGGAAACAUCCCCGGCAGAAUCGAAGGAUUGGGAGCAGACUAAAGACAACAAAGCCCAGGACUGGGAGAAGCAUUUUCUGGACGCCAGUGCCAGCAAGCAGAGCGACUGGAAUGGUGAACUGGAUGGGGACUGGCCGGCGUCGAUGCUCCAGAAGCCCCCGUACCAGGAUGGCCUGAAACCAGAAGGUAUUGAUAAAGACAUCUGGCUCCACCAUAAAAUGAAGAAUACCAACUAUUUGACACAGUAUGACCUCUCGGAAUUUGAGAACAUUGGUGCCAUUGGCCUGGAGCUUUGGCAGGUGAGAUCUGGAACUAUUUUCGAUAACUUUCUGAUCACAGAUGAUGAAGAGUAUGCAGAUAAUUUUGGCAAGGCCACCUGGGGCGAAACCAAGGGUCCAGAAAGGGAGAUGGAUGCCAUACAGGCCAAGGAAGAAAUGAAGAAGGCCCGCGAGGAAGAGGAGGAAGAGCUGCUGUCGGGAAAAAUGAACGGGCGCGAACAUUACUUCAAUCGAUUUCACAGAAGGAAUGAACUUUAGUCAUCCCCAUUGGAUAUAAGGAUGACUGGUAAAACCUCAUUGCUACUUUAAUCUAUGUUUCAAACUCAAAUGUCUACAUGGCACUUUGUCCAAUAUUCUUUGAAAA